Molecule: messenger RNA, 2295 nt
Organism: Aspergillus chevalieri
Lineage: Eukaryota; Fungi; Ascomycota; Eurotiomycetes; Eurotiales; Aspergillaceae
Product: putative microtubule binding protein HOOK3
Exons: 7
Coding region: 1-2295 (764 amino acids)
Biological process (GO): cytoskeleton-dependent intracellular transport; cytoplasmic microtubule organization
Cellular component (GO): centrosome; cytoplasm
Molecular function (GO): microtubule binding; dynein light intermediate chain binding
Source: RefSeq, a predicted model, not a curated record
AUGGCUUCAGAACUUACAGUCACCAAGGUCCUACUGGAAUGGAUCAACAGCUUUUCGCUUGGGAAGACGCUGCGGGCCACCGAUGAGCUGACCGACGGGAUCAUAGUGUGGGAAGUCUUACAGGACAUUGACCCCCAAUACUUCCUUGACGAGAUACCGGAACGGAACCCAUCCGAUCAUUGGGUGGCCAAAUGGCAGAACCUGAAGCAUAUCCAUAAGCUGUUACUCAGUUACAUUCGACACCAGAACGAUGACCAUCUGCCUUCGGGUCUCGAUCCCUCCCCCGACCUUGAAGCCGUCGCAGAGAAGAACUCCGUCCGUGAAACCAACAAGCUCCUGAAACUCCUCUUAAUCGCCGCCAUCAGUUCCCCGAAUGCCGAAACGUACGUGCAGACGCUUCAAAACCUGAGUACCCCCACGCAGGAGGGUCUCAAGGAUAUCAUCGAGGAGGCACAUAAUGGACAGCAUGAGCCCAUUGACAUCGCGGAUGAAGAUAAGGAGGAAUCAUCGAAGCGAGUCAAAUCGGUCGACCUGGAAUUGCAGUUCGAGGAACGAGUGGGAAAGGUGAUCGCAGAAAACGACCGCUUGACACACGAGAAGAAAGAACUGGAGAAGGCUUUGGAGGACUUGCAUAACCGCCUGGCGCGCUUACAGGAGAACAACGAUACCCUGCAGAACCGCCUAGCCUCGACGGAGGAUCGCCUGGUGACGCUGAAGUCCGGGAAAGGUGAUCUCGGUUUUAACGCCAAGGCAUUAGAGUCCAAGUCUCGUCAGCAGGAGGACCUCAUCGCAACGCAGGAAGCGAGGCUUUCAGCGGCUCAGGAUGAACUAGAUAGCUUGCGGAUGACCGUGGAGUCUCUGCGUGUCAAGAACCAGCGGUUUCAGAAGCUGCAGGAUGACUACGACGAACUCAAGACGGAAAAGGAUCAGUUGGCUCGCAAGGCCAACGCUGCAGAGAAGUAUCGCCAGAAACUGCAAGCUAGUCAAGAUUUCGAAAAGGAAAACCAGGCGCUCAAGAAUCAGAUCAAGGACCUUCAACAGCAGCUGAAGGAUGCGGAUUCCCAGCACAGAUGGAGUUCUGAGCGCGAAGUCGAACUUGAGGAAUACAGGAAGGUUCUGCCUCGCAUUGAACAGGAAUGUACCGAAAUCCAAGACCUUAAGAAAAGCUUGGAAUUCAACAACCACGCACUUGGAGAGCGUCUGAAGAGUGCAGAGGAACAGCGCGAAAGGGACGAUGAGAUUAUCAGCGAGCUGCGUGAGAGAAUCCGGGAAUUGGAAGGUUCCCCCGGAAGCCCAUCUCUUACUCCUGGUACCGAGACACCGAAGUUGCAGGGAACUUUGCAGAAGGACUUUGAAGAGAUUGGUGCCAAGGAGUCUCAACUGAAAUCGGAGAACGAAGACCUGAAAAAAGAAGUCGAAUCAUUGAAGGGACCCUCGGCUCAUACUGCUUCCAAAUUUGAGAAGUUCUCUGAAGCUUUUACCCAGACUCUACAGCUUGCGCAAACCAAUUCUACCCAGAACGAGGAAUACUGGAAAUUGUACGAUAACUACUCAACAGCACUCAAGAAGUUCGCGGAGAUUCAAGACGCCCUAAGUACCACCAAGAAAACACUCGACAACGCAUAUGCAGAGGCGGAAUUGGCGAACAAGGAAAACGUCGAUAUGGUCCACGAAGCCAAGGAGCAGAACUCUGCCGAAUUGGCCCAGAUGCGGGCCGAAUGGGAUGAGCGUACACAGAGAAUACACCAUCUCGAGGCUGAGCUUGAGGCCAGUCAGACGUUGGCAAGGGAGGCGUGCGCAGAACGGGACGAAUUGCGCGGAAUGCUCGACAACAAGCAAUCUGAAAUGCGCGCAGAAGACCAGGAGACUAUCGAUGAAAUGAAGAAACUUCUUUCCGAAUUCACUGCGCAAGACGGCAGCGACAGUGAGGCUUCUGGCGUUGAACUUGCAAGGCAGAUUGCCGAGUUGAUCGAUAAGAAUAUCGAACGCCUUGCCCAGCGUGCAGAGUACAUUGAGCAACAAAACGAGCACAUCAAAUCCCUUCGGGAACGUAUUCGAAACUUCGAGGAACACACGGAUGAUGGCAUCAGCAAAGAACGCGAGCUCGAGCUCCAGAGGAUCAUUGACGGCCAAACUCGGGAGCUGGCACUCAUGAGUUCUGCUUGGUUUGACCUUCAGUGCCGCAUUCAGACUAACAAUGUCACUCUUUCGAGAUACCGGCAUGGGUCCAGUAUAGCCGAGGCCCAGAAGGGCUGGCUACCAAGGCAGAGAAGUGGAGUUGCUACUAGCCGGUGA